Mercurialis annua (annual mercury) is the source of this 2680-nucleotide messenger RNA. Its product is annotated as digalactosyldiacylglycerol synthase 1, chloroplastic. The transcript has 7 exons. Gene Ontology annotation, cellular component: chloroplast outer membrane. The record is from RefSeq and is a predicted model, not a curated record. Gene Ontology annotation, biological process: galactolipid biosynthetic process. NCBI's taxonomy places the organism in Eukaryota, Viridiplantae, Streptophyta, Magnoliopsida, Malpighiales, Euphorbiaceae. Gene Ontology annotation, molecular function: digalactosyldiacylglycerol synthase activity. Bases 114 to 2507 code for a protein of 797 amino acids.
ACUAAAAAAAACACAGCAUAUUUCAUUUCUCUUGUUCCUUCAUUCUUCCUCAAAAAUACUCUCAUAAAAUUUCAACCGCCGAGAAACACACCGGAUUUCCAAAACCCUCCGCCAUGAACGGCGAGGUACGACCCUCAAUGUCCGCCUCCUCGUCGGCGACUUCCGCUUUCUCAUUCAUAUCAAAAGGAUGGAGAGACGUUCGCGAUUCAGCCGACGCAGAUCUCCAACUAAUGCGAGCCAGAGCCAAUUCAUUCAAAAAUCUGGCCAACUCAUUCGACAGAGAGCUCGAGAAUUUCAUCAAUUCGGCUUCCACGUCAUUCACUGUAGGCUCCUUAGGUAGCUAUUCAACUCCGACAGAAAUCGACUUCGUGAAGAAGCUACAGCCGAAAAUAUCGGAGUUUCGGAGAGUCUACUCGGCGCCGGAGAUAAGUAAGAGAGUGUUGGAGAAGUGGGGGCCGAGCGCGAAAUUAGGGAUUGAUUUGUCGGCUAUAAGGAACGCAAUUGUGGAGGAUAUCGACGGCGGAGAUGGAGUUAUGGAAAUGGAUAAGGUUAGGAGAAGGAGGAGGAGUGUUAGGUUGAGUGAAUGUUUUAAGGGAGGUGAAGGAGGGGAAAAUCAAGGGCAAUUUGGGGAUUGGGAACCAAUUAGGGUUUUGAAAAGGAGAUUCAGAGAGCUGGAGAAGAAAAGUGAGAGUGUUGAGAUUUUUGGGAGUUUUAAGAAUAGUGAGUUUGUUGAGAAAUUGAAAUCCAGUUUGAAAGCAAUGCGUGAGCCUCAAGAAUUAAAGGAAGUACCGCCAUUGGAUGUACCAGAAUUGUUGGCAUAUUUUGUGAGGCAAUCUGAACCAUUUUUGGAUCAACUUGGUGUCAGAAAAGAUAUAUGUGACAAGAUAGUUGAAAGCUUGUGCAGUAAGCGCAAAAAUCAACUUUUACUGAAUACCUUUUCUCCCGGAGAAUCAUCCUUAUUUGAUGGUGAAAAUGUAAAUGAUGAACUGGAUUUAAGGAUAGCAAGCGUGCUUCAAAGUACGGGGCAUUGUUACGAGGGUGGCUUUUUGACAGACGUAUCAAAGAAUAAUUUGUCGGAUGGGAAAAGGCAUGUUGCCAUUGUAACAACUGCUAGUCUGCCAUGGAUGACUGGCACUGCUGUCAACCCACUGUUUCGAGCAGCAUAUUUGGCCAAGUCUGAAAAGCAGAAGGUCACUCUGUUGGUUCCAUGGCUUUGUCAGUCGGAUCAAGAAUUAGUUUAUCCCAAUAGUCUCACUUUUAGUUCACCGGAAGAGCAGGAGAGUUAUAUUCGCAACUGGCUGGAGGACAGGACUGGCUUUAAAUCUAAUUUUAAGAUCUCCUUCUAUCCAGGAAAGUUCUCGAAAGAACGGAGAAGCAUACUUCCUGCUGGAGAUACUUCCCAGUUCAUUUCAUCAAAUGAUGCUGAUAUUGCAAUCUUGGAAGAACCAGAACAUCUGAAUUGGUAUCACCAUGGUAAACGCUGGACUGAUAAGUUCAACCAUGUUGUUGGUGUUGUCCACACAAAUUACCUAGAAUACAUCAAGAGGGAAAAGAAUGGGGCUCUUCAAGCUUUUUUUGUCAAGCACAUAAACAAUUGGGUUACCCGAGCUUACUGUCACAAGGUUCUUCGCCUCUCUGCUGCAACUCAAGAUUUACCGAAGUCUGUGAUUUGUAAUGUUCAUGGCGUGAAUCCAAAGUUUCUGAAAAUUGGAGAAAAAAUUGCUGCAGACAGAGAACUUGGGCAGCAAGCAUUCUCAAAAGGAGCAUAUUUCUUAGGCAAACUGGUAUGGGCCAAGGGAUACAAGGAGCUGAUAGAUUUGCUAGCAAAGCACAAAAGCGAGCUUGAUGGCUUUAAGUUGGAUGUAUUUGGAAAUGGAGAGGACGCACACGAAGUCCAGAAUGCAGCUAAAAGGUUGGAUUUGAAUGUCAACUUUUUGAAAGGUAGAGACCAUGCAGAUGAUUCUCUUCACGGGUACAAAGUUUUCAUUAACCCUAGCGUCAGCGAUGUGCUCUGCACAGCUACUGCUGAGGCUCUCGCCAUGGGAAAAUUUGUAGUAUGUGCAGACCACCCAUCAAAUGAGUUCUUCAGGUCAUUUCCAAACUGUUUGACUUACACGACAUCGGAGGACUUCGUUGCAAGAGUGAGGGAAGCAUUAGAAAAUGAGCCUCAACCUCUUACAUCAGAGCAGAAAUAUCAUCUCUCAUGGGAGGCCGCUACCCAGAGAUUUAUGCAGUAUUCCGAGCUUGACAAAGUCUUGAAUGAUAGCCAGGGUGAUGCAAAAUUGACAAAACCUAAUGGAAAGAGGAUUGGGAAGUCAGUUUCCCUUCCUAACAUAUCCGAGAUGGUUGACGGAGGUUUAGCGUUUGCCCAUUAUUGUCUCACGGGGAAUGAGUUUCUCAGACUCUCUACCGGAGCUAUACCUGGGACCCGGGACUAUAACCAGCAGCAUUGUAAAGACCUCCAUCUUUUGCCCCCACAAGUGGAAAAUCCAAUCUAUGGCUGGUAAAUAGAUUAGAUCUCUCAUGUCAAUGACCUUUGUGUAUAUGAUUGAACUGUAUUUAAAAGCUUGUUAGCGGGAAGAAAAUUUUAUUCUACUGAUGUAUGUUGACAGCUUGAUCCAAAUUUUGUAUUCUAUUGUUGUUAAUAGAUUUAAUAAAACAUAAUGCAAAAAUUUAGUAA